AUGCACGCACGCACAUUUUUUUACUGCUAUGCAUGGCAUUUUAGGUUUUCGCAUUACAUUCAAUCGUCCGUUCUUCCAACUGCCAAAAUGAUUCGGGCUCCUCGCCACGUUUACUCCGCCCUCAUAAGGAACACCACCACGAUUUCUGUGACGGUGCUUGUCACCUAUUCCAUGCCGAACGAAAUGCCCCAGGAAACUGUGCAAUUGCUCAUUCCACCAGGCGAAGAAGCAAGAGCGGAGCGGAAAUUGGUGGAGGAAGAUACAGUAACCUGGACAGGCUUUAUUAGCAAGGUUGCCGUUGAGGGUGGGCAGUCUAUGAGUGCUCCUUUCCUGGGAGUGUUCUCUCCCGUGAAUGACUACCGGAUUGACAUUCGGUCAUUGUUUGGCAAGCUGUUGCUGGUACCAAGGGGUCACCCCGACUCAGGGUGUUGUUUGAUGUAA
Messenger RNA from Trypanosoma cruzi, 441 nucleotides. RefSeq lists its product as uncharacterized. Lineage: Eukaryota; Euglenozoa; Kinetoplastea; Trypanosomatida; Trypanosomatidae. Bases 1 to 441 code for a protein of 146 amino acids. The record is from RefSeq and is a predicted model, not a curated record. The transcript has a single exon.